AUGGCGGCCCCUGGGGAGGUAUCCAUCUCAACGCACACGCAAUGGCCCCAGCGCAGCGGCGGCGACAACGAGGACUCAGCGACGGCCGCUGCCGGCCGCGGCGGCAGCCGCCCAGGCCCCUCAGCCGCGCCGCCCGCCGUCAAGUGGCACAGCGCGCCCGAGGGCGCGACCUACGCGCUCCCCGUCGACUCUGAGCGCAAGGCGACGCGCCUCAAGCUGCUGUCGGCCGCGCGGCCCCACAUGCGCGCGUUCCACGUCUCCACGGUCGCCUUCUUCCUCUGCUUCUUUUCAACGUUUGCGGCGGCGGCGCUGCUGCCAAUCCUGCGCGACCAGCUCAACCUGACGCAGACUGACGUAGGCAACGCCGGCAUCGCGUCAGUGUGCGGCGCGAUCGGGUCGCGGAUCCUCAUAGGGUCGCUGACGGACGCGUUUGGCCCGAGGGCGAGCGCCGCGGCGCUGCUCAUGCUGACAGCGCCGGCGGUGUUUGGGCUGGCCUUGGUCACCAACGCGGCAG
Messenger RNA from Monoraphidium neglectum, 514 nucleotides. RefSeq lists its product as hypothetical. Gene Ontology annotation, molecular function: nitrate transmembrane transporter activity. NCBI's taxonomy places the organism in Eukaryota, Viridiplantae, Chlorophyta, Chlorophyceae, Sphaeropleales, Selenastraceae. The record is from RefSeq and is a predicted model, not a curated record. The transcript has a single exon. The annotation marks the transcript as partial.